AGACCCCGCCCCAGACGUUCGGGAUUCGUCGGACGCCGCGGGUCCCUAGUGGCGCCCGUUGCCAUGGUGAUCGCCGCCGCGGGCCCAGCCGGACCAGGCAGCGCGGAGCCCCGAGCUUCUGCAGCCGCAGCGGAACCUGAACGCGGCCUGGGCCCCGGAGCCGCCUCUUUCUACGCGCCCGCACUGGGCCAGGCCGGUUCUGGUCCUGGAAAGAGCAGGACUGCAAGGAUGAGGUCCUCCCUGAUGCCUUUGGGGCCCCCUGUGAGCCGGGACCGUGUCAUCACCAGCUUCCCUAAGUGCUACAUGCCAGACGCCUGCCUGCAGCUCAAGGAGCACUUCCACGGGCAGGUCAGCGCCGCCUGCCAGCGCAGGAACACGGGGACCGUCGGGCUCAAACUCUCCAAGGUGGUUGUCGUUGGCGAUCUCUACGUGGGCAAGACCAGCCUCAUCCACAGGUUUUGCAAGAAUGUUUUUGACCGUGACUACAAGGCCACCAUCGGGGUGGACUUUGAAAUCGAGCGCUUUGAGAUCGCUGGGGUUCCCUACAGUCUCCAGAUCUGGGACACAGCAGGGCAGGAAAAGUUCAAGUGCAUCGCCUCCGCCUACUACCGGGGUGCCCAGGUGAUCAUCACGGCCUUUGACCUCAGUGACGUGCAGACUCUGGAGCACACCAGGCAGUGGCUGGAGGACGCGCUGAGGGAGAACGAGCCAGGCUCCUGCUUCGUGUUCCUUGUGGGAACCAAGAAGGACCUUCUGUCAGGGGCGGCGUGUGAGCAGGCAGAAGCAGAGGCCGUGCGCCUGGCCAACGAGCUGCAGGCUGAGUACUGGUCGGUGUCAGCCAAGACGGGGGAGAACGUGAAGGCGUUCUUCAGCCGUGUGGCCGCCCUGGCGUUCGAGCAGUCGGUGCUACAGGACCUGGAAAGGAGGAGCAGCGCCCGGCUCCAGGUCGGCGACGGAGACCUCAUUCGAAUGGAGGGAAGUCCAGCUGAGACCCAGGAGAGCAAGAGUCCCUCUGGCCUGGGUUGCUGUUAGCUGAGGCCUACGUCAGAGGCCUCCACUCCGCACACACGCGUGGACACUGCCUUCUGUGACUGGAGGGGCGACAUGGAGCCCGAGCUCUGUGACGUGUCUGUCCACCCACCAUGCUGCGCCCAGCACUCAGCCCUUCUCUUUAGAGGGUCGGGAGCCAGGAAAGACCCCCACUGGCUGCCAGGGCCCCACACUGCCCGGCUGGUGGGUGCGCUGUGGUGACCGUCUGGAAGGCCAGUCGCACCUACAGAGUCAUCAGACUUUCCCCUCUGGCCUUGAGAGGCCUCAGGACUACAGACACAGGAGGCUUGUGCCCCAUGACCCGCAGCCCUCCCCCCCCGGCACUCAUCAGCAGUCCACCUGGGCCCUCUCCCAGCUUUUUUGGGUUGCCCUCAGAAUCCUUCUCAUCUCAGGGGUGCAGGCAAGCAGGACUUGUCAAGGUCAGCCUGUGAGGGAAAACCCUCUACCAUUCCUGCUUGGGACUUUUCUGUUGUCAACGGGCCUUCCUCAUUGUCCACUGUACCUUUGCCACAGAUUUGCGAGGCCCGUGGGCAGCCCUGCCCCUCUGGAGGAGGGUGGCUGAGAAGGUCUCUCAGGCCCCUCUGACCGAGGGACCAUCUCCGACUCUCCCACCAUCCCCAGGUCCUGCCCUCCUGGUCCGUGGGCGAGGAUGGGCACAACAGGCCGCUCGCGCCCCUCCGGGCCCCCUGGACAGUGAAUUUCCCCAGCUGUGCUGUGGGGAGAAGACCGCCCAGUGCUGCUACAUCCCCUGUUUGUGUCACUGCCUGGCUCUGCUGCCUGCAGCAGCCAUCCAUGCUCUGCCAGACCGGCACCCACUGCUGCCCCUGCCACCCCUCUCCCGCCUGACUGCAAGGAAGGGCCUGGGAACCAGCGCUGGGCACAUGCCUCUCAGGACCUUGGUGAUGGCAUCCACGCAUCUUUGGAGGACGUCAGAGGCCAACUCCACCACCCUCUCUUGCACACCAGCUCCGCUCAGAUUGUCCCACCCUCUGCCCCAGUCUGCCCACUCGUCCCCGCCCACCUCGUGCCCUAGGCCGGCGGGCAGUCUGGCCUCCACCUGCUCCUUGUAGACGGCCAGCAUCUUUUGGGCUGCCUUGCUGGUCGGAGCCGUCUCCCAGUGCCCCAAGCAGUGCUGGCGCACUGCAGGCGCCCAGUGGGUGCUUGUCGGCCCACAGCGAUCGCCAGAUAUCACAGAAGAACACUGGCAUCUUUUUCUGUUCGUUUCCCUUUCACCACAUUUUUAGCUCUCUCUUUUUAUAGAUAUGAAAAAAUACUUUUUAUAAAUCACUCUUAAAGGAAUCACGUUCAUGCUUAUUGUAAAACAAAACAGUGCAAAGCUUUGUAUAAAACACAAAGUGGAAGUCCCCUCCCGUUGGUGGCACUCCCCGGCAGGAAGCGUUGUUAACAGCUGGUGGGAUUCCUUCCAGACUGUUCCUACAUGAGCUUGUUUGCUGUUUAACCAGAAUGACCUCUUGGCGCACCCGCUGCCAGCACCCUGCAUUCUGGAUGACCUGCCGAGGCGCCCUCACUGUGGGCGCGUGCCCAGCCUGCUGCUGUCUUUGGCAGCUGCCAGUUUUCCUUCCUGUGGCUAGCCCGGAGUCCACCCACCGUGCCCUGUAGGUGGGACAUUUGGUUUGUGCCCAGCUUUCAGCCCCAAAGGUGCCACAGUGACCAUCCCUGUCAUUACAGCUUUGCACCCUCUGGAUUCCCCGAAGAGGCCUUGCUGGCCCUUCUGUGGACUGUGGCCCCGGCUCGGUCCACUGGACCCAGUCUGGGGGGCAGGCCACACUGGGGGUGCAUUGAGACCGGGUGUGCAGCACACAAGAGGAAGCGUCAUGGGAUGGGAGAGCCUGCGAGGGUGGGCUGGCACUCUCCACGCUCCUCCCCUCAGCCCUUCAGGCCCAGGUUCAGGGGCAAGAAUCAUGUCCUGAGCUAGAAACAAGCCAUUUCCUGUGCUCCCGCCCGCCCCAUAAACGGCCCUUUAUUAAACACUCCUUGUGCCGUCA
Messenger RNA from Equus caballus (horse), 3056 nucleotides. The record is from RefSeq and is a predicted model, not a curated record. NCBI's taxonomy places the organism in Eukaryota, Metazoa, Chordata, Mammalia, Perissodactyla, Equidae.